Rotaria sp. Silwood2 is the source of this 1275-nucleotide messenger RNA. NCBI's taxonomy places the organism in Eukaryota, Metazoa, Rotifera, Eurotatoria, Philodinida, Philodinidae. The record is from the annotation of a GenBank genome assembly.
AUGAACCGAUGGGUAGUUCGAUUCAUAGUAGCAUUAUUAUUAACAACAGUCACUAAUGCAUCAGAUCCUUUAUCUGCUCGUCAAACGGACAGUGGAUGCCCCAAUCCAGAAGUGAGAAUGUGUCAAUAUGUAACAUGUGCUAAUGGAGGUCAAUGUCGAGAGAUCGAUGCUGCUAGAUGUUUUACAUGCGAUUGUAAAGUUGGUUUUACUGGUGCAAUGUGUGAAACAAAAGAAGAAAUUAGUAACAGAACACAUAUAUGUGAAUUUGGACCUUGUCAACAUGGUGGCAUUUGUCUUCCUUUUAAUAAUGAUUUUCUAUGUCAAUGUCCUCCAUUUACGACAGGACGUUAUUGUGAACAAACAGUGGCGUCAAACCCGUGUGAGUCCUCACCCUGUUUAAAUUCUGGUACGUGUAUUAUUAAGAAUAAUACUUUUGAAUGCAUAUGUACUUCUCAAUAUACUGGAUAUCAAUGCGAAAUAAACCAAGCAACAUCAGAUCAAUGCAGUUUUUCCACUUGUUUCAAUGGUGGAACCUGCUAUACAUCUGGAAAUGCGACUUAUUGUUAUUGUCCUACUGAAACCACUGGACGUUAUUGCGAAGAACGAUUACCUUUAAAUCCAUGUAUAUCAUCGCCUUGUUAUUCUGAUGGUACCUGUAUUUUCAAUAAUGGAAAUUUUAAAUGUUUAUGUUCAGCAGAUAGAACAGGAGAGUUUUGUGAAAAGUAUAGUGUUUCCCAUCCAUGUGCUUCGGUACCUUGUCUCAAUAAUGCUCAUUGCUUUGGUGUGAAUAAUAAUACUGAUUUUUACUGUUAUUGUGGAUAUGAUAGAACAGGACGUUUCUGUGAACAAGAGAUAGUAUACAAUCCGUGUGCAUCUUCGCCUUGUCUUAAUGAUGGUAGCUGUAUUACUGUUAAUGAUACUUUCCGUUGUGAAUGCGCUCCAGCAAUGACAGGAUAUUACUGUGAAUUAAAUAGAACAUUAGAUUUAUGUAGAUUUUCACCCUGUUAUAAUAAUGGCACUUGUUAUACAAUCAAACAAGAUCAUGUAGGAUGUAUUUGUCCCUCUAAAACCACAGGAUAUUAUUGUGAAGAAGUUUUAAACGAAUCUAAUGAAUGUGAUUCUUGUUUGAAUGGUGGUACUUGCUUACAACAUAAUAAUUCAUAUACAUGUGUUUGUCCCAGUAACUUUAGUGGUGAAAAUUGUGAACUAAUUAACCAAUCACAAGGUAAAGUGAUUUUUCAUUUGUUAUUAGUCUCUAUCAUUAUUGUAUUAUAG